CAUUGAGAGACGUUCAGACAUCGGAUCGGCUGGAAUUCAUCCUGAUAUUAAGCAUCAGUCUUGUCGGAAUGGAGGUGCAGAAUAAUCCGCUAAAAUAAGGAAAACUCCCCACAAAGAUCAAGAUGGUGUCGUGGAUUAUUUCGCGGAUGGUGGUCCUGGCCUUUGGGACCCUCUAUCCAGCCUAUUCCUCCUAUAAGGCUGUGAAGACGAAAAACGUCAAGGAGUAUGUGAAAUGGAUGAUGUACUGGAUAGUAUAUGCGCUUUUUACAGCAGCUGAGACAAUCACGGAUAUGUUCCUCUCCUGGUUUCCAUUUUACUUUGAGCUGAAGAUUGCAUUUGUCAUCUGGCUGUUGUCCCCGUAUACCAAGGGCUCCAGCGUGCUGUACCGCAAAUUUGUGCAUCCCACGCUCUCCAAUAAAGAGAAGGAAAUUGAUGAGUACAUAACUCAAGCUAAAGACCGCAGUUAUGAGACCAUGAUGCGGUUUGGGAAGAGAGGCCUCAAUAUCGCAGCCACUGCAGCAGUCACAGCUGCCACCAAGGGUCAAGGUGUGUUAUCGGAUAAGCUGCGCAGUUUCAGCAUGCAGGAUUUGACUCUGAUUCAGAAUGAAAACGAGCUGCAGCUGCCAGAAGACACCCACACUGCAGCCACGCUACCACGUGCUAAAUCAGCCAUGCGCACAGUUCGUGCCAUGCCCAUACCAGCUGAUAAUGAGUCACUGCACAGCUCCCGGUCUGAUGAUCAAUCAGACAGCAGGACUGAGCAUUCAGAUGAGGAUGCAGCAGACAAGGUCCCCAAACGCACCGCAAGUGUCAAAGCAGCUAAGAAACCCUCAGUUGCCAAGACAGAGACCACCAAGACGGUGAAGAAACAGCCAAAGAAGAAAAGCACCACCACGGCCAACAACAAUGCUGAAUCAUCAUAAGUCACACUGUAUUCAUCAUCCCUGGAAAGCACUGACAGUACAUACUCUAUACUCCAUACUAACAACCAAACAUUAGAGCUUUUUGCUUUUAUAGAUUCAUACUGACUCGUGCAGUUACACAUACAAUACGUUGCCUGGAGCGGUUUUAAUCUUGUAGGUUUAAUGCAGUUUAUAAGUUUAGACCACAGGCUUUCAUGGUUAACAAGACAGUUCUCAAAGCUUCCCACUUCAAACCAUUUAUCUAAUGUAUUUGUGUGCACUUCCGUGUGUGUGUGUGUGUGUGUGUGUGUGCGUUAAAUAAGGCUGUGUCGUGAAUAUUAGUGGGCACCUCUGUAAAGCAUAAGCCCAGAAUGCAGAGCCAGCAAAUGAAAAGAAAUGCAUAAAUUCUUCUGGAGCAUUCCAUUUGCCCUUUUAACCAAAAAUUUAAAGCUAAAACCAUAUAAAUACAUUUUAUUGAACAAUAUUAUUGAGAGCGAAUUAUUAAAAGUUUCCAAUAAUAGAGGCCACAACACCCCCCCCCACUCCCAUCACACUAUGGGACAGACAAGAAAUGAGCACAGGAAAAAUUGUCUUUUAAUGGGAUAGUUCACCCAAAAAUGAAAAUUCUAUCAUAAUUUACUC
Xyrauchen texanus (razorback sucker) is the source of this 1544-nucleotide messenger RNA. RefSeq names its product receptor expression-enhancing protein 2-like. Gene Ontology annotation, cellular component: endoplasmic reticulum membrane; cytoplasmic microtubule; endoplasmic reticulum tubular network. The transcript has 8 exons. The record is from RefSeq and is a predicted model, not a curated record. Gene Ontology annotation, molecular function: microtubule binding; taste receptor binding. Gene Ontology annotation, biological process: endoplasmic reticulum tubular network organization. Lineage: Eukaryota; Metazoa; Chordata; Actinopteri; Cypriniformes; Catostomidae. Bases 123 to 923 code for a protein of 266 amino acids.